CAUGGGCACUGACUUCGCAGAAAUUCAAACUUCAUCUCUUUCCCAAAGCUCUCUAAUCUUUUUCAUCUCUUUAGUAGGCGUCGAGAGAGUACUUUUUCUGAUUAACGUGUUUUUAAUCGUUUGGUAUCGAUCGUCUUCUUGUCUCUCUCCCAGAGAAAUAAUAUAAAAAAGAUUCUGUCCUUAAAACUUCACUCCGGAAAGAUCAGAAAGAAAAUGCAAAAUGGUUGCUAAGAAAGGACGUCAAGAUUCUUCUCCUUCUGUGGAGGUUGGGGAGAUUGACACAAGCGCUCCUUUUCAAUCCGUUAAACAUGCUGUUAACCUCUUCGGUGAAGCUGCCCUUUCUGCUGAUAAGCACCCUCUCAUUCGCAAACCCACUCCUCAAUCCGCUGAGAAAGUUUUGGUUAAGCAAACGGAGCUUCACUUGGCGCAGAAAGAGCUGAACAAGCUAAAGGAACAAGUUCAGAACGCUGAAUCAGUCAGAGAGCAAGCGUUGAGUGAGCUGGAUUGGGCUAAAAGAACCGUCGACGAGCUUACUCGUAAGCUCGAAGCUGUUAACGAGUCGAGAGAUUCUGCUAAUAAAGUGACUGAAGCUGCCAAGAGUCAGAUCAAAGAAGCCAAACCAGAGACUGUUCCUGUGCCUAGUAGUGAUGAUGAGUAUGUGACGGUGUGUAAGGAGCUUGAUGCAGCGAAGCAAGAGCUGAGGAAGAUCCGUCAGGUCUCUAACGAGGUUGCGGAUACAAAGACUGUUGCGUUAACCAAAGUAGAGGAAGCUAAGGAAGUGACUAAAGUUUAUUCCGACAAGAUUCAGUUGCUUAGAGAGGAGAUCACAGCUGUUAAUGAAUCAGUUGAACAGACUAAGCUUGCGUGUUCUCAAGCUCGUAAAGAACAGUCUGAGAUUUUCUCAGAGAAGGAGAUUCAGCAGCAAUUGCAUAAAGCUGGAAUGGAAGAAUCUGCCAAGAAGCUCCUCGCUUUGAAGAAAGAGUUCGACCCUGAGUUUGCUAAAAAGCUUGAAGCGCAGCUGAGUGAGACUUACAACGAGAUCGAUGAGUUGCAGAAGCAAAUGGAGGAUACGAAAGCAUCAUCUGAUGUGGAUUCUGUUAAUGGUGUGAGCUUGGAGUUGAACGAAGCAAAGGGUUUACUCGAGAAGUUUGUGGAAGAAGAGAAGUCUUUGCAAGAGUCAGUGGAGUCUCUUAAAGAAGAGCUGAAGAAUGUGAAGACGGAGCGAAGUGAAGUUGAAGCGAAAGAGGCUGAGAUCGAAGCCGUUGCUGGAGAUCUUAACCUGAAGCUUAGCAAAGGGAAGAGUGAGCUAGAAGAAUGUGUUGGAGAGGAAACUAAAGCAAAGGCUGCUUUGGAAGAUAUGAUGUUAACUUUGAAUCAGAUCUCUUCUGAGACGGAAGCUGCUCGAGGAGAAGCUGAGGAGAUGAGAAACAAAGCUGAGAGGUUGGUUAAGGAUGCUGAAACUGCGUAUCUCUCGCUUGAAGAGAUAGAGCUAAACUUGAGGGUUGCUCUAGAUGAAGCCGAAGAAGCAAAAGCUGCUGAGUCGAAGGCGCUUGAAGAGAUAAAGUCAAUGUCUGAAAAAACCGACGCUGUCCGUAAGUCAACAUCAUCCGAGUCUGGAGGAGCUCAGAGCAUCACACUGUCUCAGGAGGAGCUUAACUCACUGAGGAAGAGAGCUGAGGUAGUUGAUAAGUUGGCGGAUAUGAAAGUGGCGGCUGCGGUGGCUCAGGUGGAAGCAGUUAGAGCUAGCGAAAACGAGACAGUUAAGAAGUUAGAGACGACGCAAGAGGAGAUUGAGAAGAUAAAGACUUCAACAGAAGAAGCGUUGAAGAAAGCAGCUAUGGCUGAUGCUGCUAAGAAAGCGGUUGAAGGAGAACUCAGGAGGUGGCGUGAAAGAGAUCAGAAGAAAGCAGAGGAAGUGGCGUCGAGGAUUCUCGCAGAGGCUGAGGCCAAGAUGUCCGCUGAGUCAUCAUCACCGCAACAUCAUUACAAAGCUACUAAACAGAAGCCUAUCAUCAACAAACUGGAGAAGACUAAAACCUCUGUGGUGGUGUCAAAGAAAGUGCUAUUGCCGAAACUAAGUGGGUUCUUUAAUAGAAAGAAGAAUCAAAUGGAGUGGGGUUCUCCUUCUUAUCUCCCUGGAGAGAAACCCAUUUGAUGUAUGCUUUCGUUUCAUGAUUUGGGAACUUUUAUUGUUGUGAACAAUGAGAAAGCUGUGUGUGGUAAAGAAGGUUUUGUGGCUUGAGAUCAGAAGCAGUUGCAGCUACGGUGUAUAAUGUGGUUUUUGGAUUCUAUAUGGCUUGUAAUAACAUUUAAGUAUUUAACUUCAGAAGAUGGUA
Molecule: messenger RNA, 2336 nt
Organism: Brassica oleracea var. oleracea
Lineage: Eukaryota; Viridiplantae; Streptophyta; Magnoliopsida; Brassicales; Brassicaceae
Product: WEB family protein At5g55860-like
Exons: 3
Coding region: 221-2155 (644 amino acids)
Source: RefSeq, a predicted model, not a curated record